UUUAUGGAGCAGGGCUGCACAAUUUCUGUUCCACAACAGAGCAUGGAACUUCCCCUGAUACUUAACAUGGGGUUGAUCUUCUUCCUCCUCUGGUCAUCCUCAUACUUGUUGGUGCAAUCCGGGGUUGAUGCCAUGGGAACUAUUCCAUUCGGAAACGAGACCGACUAUCUAUCACUGCUUGCUUUCAAACAUCAAAUAAUAAUUCAUGAUCCGUCGAAAGCUCUAGGCUCGUGGAACAACACCAUCCAUUUCUGCAAUUGGGAGGGCGUCGCAUGCAGCAGGAAGCACCAGCAGAGGGUCAUCGCCUUGGACCUCAGCUCCAGCGGGUUGGAGGGCUCUCUCUCUCCCUCCAUUGGAAACCUCACCUUCCUUCACCGGCUCGACCUCCAAAACAAUGGUUUCAUCCACGAGAUUCCACCGGAGUUGGGUCGUUUGCGCCGCCUAAAACAUCUCAACUUGAGUUUGAAUUCAUUCCAAGGGGUAAUCCCUGUGAACCUGACUUACUGCUUUGAGCUACUAACUCUUGACUUGUCGAGCAACCAGCUUAAGGGCAAGAUUCCAGUGGACAUUGCCUCCCUUACAAGGCUCGGUGAGCUGAUGCUUUUCAACAACAGCCUUACUGGAUUCAUUCCACCUUCAAUGGGUAACCUGUCAUCGCUCAACACACUCGAAGUCGGCAUCAAUCAUCUGCAUGGUAGCAUUCCAGAGGAGAUUAGCCAGCUUACAAGCCUAGAACAACUUCAAUUGUCUGUCAAUAAUCUCACAG
This is a messenger RNA of Elaeis guineensis (African oil palm), 766 nucleotides long. The record is from RefSeq and is a predicted model, not a curated record. NCBI's taxonomy places the organism in Eukaryota, Viridiplantae, Streptophyta, Magnoliopsida, Arecales, Arecaceae.